CGUGGCUGUCUGCUGAAGAUCAACAUUCCUCAGGAAAUCAGAUAUAUCAGCCGUUGUCCCGCGUGCUAGGGAUAACAAGAACUCUUACUUCUUCAUCCUGUUGUACUCCGGUGGGACAGAUAUCGGGUCUUCGUCUCGUUACAGCCGCGGCUGUCCAACUUUCACCAUGCGUCUUGGCACCCUUCUGCUGGCCGUUGCCAGCCUAACAUCUGCUGUCAAUGCAUACUGGAUGGGGGACAUUGCUCAUCGUGGUUAUGCACCCUUCGCGUACUCUGGAUAUCCGGUCUUUCGAAACGUCAAGGAUUAUGGAGCAAAGGGAGAUGGUGUUACCGACGACACAAUUGCUAUUAAUGCCGCCAUCACCGCCGGAAAUCCUUGCAACCAAGGCUGUACCUCGACCACCACGACUCCAGCCGUUGUCUACUUCCCCGCCGGAACCUACCUUAUCUCUGGGUCCAUCAAGCCAGCAUACUUUACACAAUUGAUCGGAGAUGCGAGCUCCCCACCUACACUCAAGGCCACGGCUAACUUUGCUGGUUUUGGUCUAAUUGAUGCGAAUCCUUACUACACUCAGUACCUGAACUGGAAGGCUGUUAACGUCUUCUUCCGUCAAAUCCGCAAUUUUGUUAUCGAUACUACGAAUAUUCCACCUGCCAAUGCCGCCACAGGUAUUCACUGGCCAAGUUCACAGGCGACGAGUCUGCAGAACAUCGUCUUCAACAUGCCGACGGCAUCGAAUGUUGUCCAUGUCGGUUUGUUCAUGGAAGAGGGUAGCGGUGGUUUCGUCACGGACCUGACCUUCAACGGUGGUGCCACUGGUGCUUCAAUGGGUAAUCAGCAGUUCACUAUGAGGAACUUGAGGUUCAACAACUGCAAGACAGCCAUCUAUCAUCUGUGGAACUGGGGCUGGACCUAUUCUGGCCUCUCCAUUAACAACUGUGGUGUCGGCAUUGACAUCACCGCCGGCAGCGGCAAGGUAGAAACCGGCUCCAUCAUCGUCUUCGAUAGUUCCUUCACCAACACCCCCGUCGCCAUUUCCACCUCCUGGACCACUGCCAGCACUCCCGACACCGCCGGCACUCUCGUCCUCGAGAACAUUGCCCUCACGAACGUCCCCGUUGCCGUCAAAGGUCCCCAAGGCACUUACCUUUCCGGCUCCACCGGCUCAACCACCAUCACGGCCUGGGGCAACGGCCACAAAUACACCCCCUCCGGCCCUGUCGAGUUCGCUGGCGCCCUAACUCCCAACCCACGCCCCGUUAGCCUACUCGCCGCCAACGGGCGCUACUACACGCGCUCCAAGCCUCAGUAUGAGACCCUCUCCGCCUCGCAAUUCAUCUCUGCCCGUGCCUCGGGCGCCAAGGGUGACGCCGCAACCGACGACACCGCCGCCCUGCAAAACGCUAUCAACACCGCCGUCGCCCAGGGUAAGGUGCUCUACCUGGACUACGGGCUGUACCGGGUCACCUCAACCAUCCGCAUCCCGCCCGGCGCCAAGAUUGUCGGCGAGUCCUACGCCACCAUCAUGUCGGCCGGCGGGUUUUUCAAUGAUAUCAACAACCCCAAGCCGGUCCUACAAGUGGGCAGCUCCAGCGGACAGGCGGGCACGGUGGAGCUAAGCGACUUUAUCGUUUCCACGCAGAACGCGCAGGCGGGCGCAGUGCUGAUUGAGUGGAACUUGGCCAGUCCGGCGAGUAACCCCAGUGGAAUGUGGGAUGUGCACACACGGAUUGGCGGGUUUGUGGGCAGUCAGCAGCAGGUCGGGCAGUGCUUGAAGACGCCCGGGAAUCCAACGGUGAGGCAGGAGUGUAUUGUGGCGUUUAUGGCUAUGCAUAUCACCAAGGGGGCGAGCGGGUUGUAUAUGGAAAAUGUAUGGUUGUGGACCGCCGACCAUGAUAUCGAUGACGCGGCAAAUACGCAGAUUACUCUCUACAGCGGUCGUGGUCUUUACAUCGAAUCCACCAGCGGCACCUUCUGGCUCUACGGCACCGGGUCCGAGCACCACGUUCUCUACCAAUACCAGCUCUCCUCCACCCAAAACAUCUUCAUGGGCAUGAUCCAGACCGAAACGCCUUACUACCAGCCCACACCCAACGCCUUGGUUCCCUUCCCGUCUGUUUCCUCCCUCAACGAUCCCAACUUCUCCACUUCCUGCUCGGGAGUAUCGGGGAACUGCGCAGCAGCUUGGGGUCUCCGGGUGCUCAACAGCAAGAACAUCCUUGUGUAUGGAGCGGGCUUGUAUUCGUUUUUCAGCGAUUACAGUACUGCUUGCUCGACGUUUGCGGCGGGGCAGACGUGUCAGAGUAGGAUUGCGAGUGUGGAGGGGACCGGGUGUUCGAAUGUGAAUAUCUAUGGAUUGAACACGAUUGGGGCGCAAAGUAUGUUGACGAGGGAUGGAGUGAGUGUUGCGUGGUACGCGGAUAAUGUGAAUAAUUUCCCGAGUUCGGUGGGGGUCUAUAAGAGUGGGUGAGUGAGCUGGGCGGAUGGGAUGUUUGGAAAUUGGUAUGUAUUGGGCUGGCUGGGAAGAGUGCAGUUUGUGUUGGGCGAAGAAGUGGUAGCAGCGGGUAGGUUGAAAGACUUGGGGGAUUGUACAUAUCAGACUG
Molecule: messenger RNA, 2603 nt
Organism: Neurospora hispaniola
Lineage: Eukaryota; Fungi; Ascomycota; Sordariomycetes; Sordariales; Sordariaceae
Product: pectate lyase superfamily protein-domain-containing protein
Exons: 7
Coding region: 167-2470 (767 amino acids)
Molecular function (GO): polygalacturonase activity
Source: RefSeq, a predicted model, not a curated record